Molecule: messenger RNA, 1516 nt
Organism: Lactuca sativa (garden lettuce)
Lineage: Eukaryota; Viridiplantae; Streptophyta; Magnoliopsida; Asterales; Asteraceae
Product: protein LAZY 1
Biological process (GO): gravitropism; regulation of auxin polar transport
Source: RefSeq, a predicted model, not a curated record
UAUGUUCCUCUUCACCUGCCAUGAAUUUGACAUUGAUCAACUCCUCCUGGAUUAUUCCACAUCGAGAUAUUAAGCAUCACAUUAUCCAUAAGAAUUCAUUUUUCUUCUUUCUUCUUGUCAAAGAAUUGAGUGAACAGAAAACUCUUCUGGACUGAAACUAUGAAGUUGCUAGAUUGGAUGCAUCGCAAGUUUAGGAAUGGUGAUCCACUAAAAGAAUUUGCUACAGGAAACCCUUGUACUUGUCUUAUGGGGCAACCAUCACUUGAUGAUCCAGAGUACUAUCCUAAAUCAAACUAUUACGCCAAGACAUCGAGCAAAGCACGUGAAAACCAGCUCCUUAAAUCAUUUUCAUGCAUAAGAUCAGAUGACGAGCACAUGGGAGAAGAAUCAUCUGCUGCUCUUUCUGAACUCUUUCAUGGAUUUUUGGCGAUUGGGACUCUUGGAAUAGAUCCAGUUAAUAGCGAUCCAGCAACACCAACAUUCUCCACCUCAGUUGAGUAUAUUAUGGAAAAAGAAACCGAGGCAACAGAAAAUGAACUGCAGUUCAUCAAUGAUGAGUUGGAGAAAGUGCUGGGUGCUGAAGGAAAAGAAGAUGACUCAUCUGGGAGAAACAGUUACGUCAGUAUUGGAAGAAGCAGUCAUGGAAGCACAAUUACACUUAGUGGCAAACCUUUAGAAGCUGCAGAAAAUGAAAAUGGAGCAGUUGCCUGCCCACUUCAGGGUUAUCUCUUUGGAUCAACAAUUGGACUGCCGGAAACGACUACAGGAAAGAAAGAACAUAGAACAUCACUAGGGGAAUUGUUUCAGAAAACUAAAAUGGCAGAGGAAAAUAGUGGACUUAAAUGCAACAGGAUAGAAAAACAGAAGGAGAGAGACACUGAUAAAUCUGCUGUCCACUUGAUGAAAAAGAUUCUGAAAGGAAGAAAAUCUUCAGGAGGAACCAAUAUUGAUAAUGCUUCAGCGGAUAAGAAAGUGCACAAGAUCCUACAUCUGUUCCACAGGAAAGUUCAUCCUGAAACUACAACAAAAUCGCAAAAUCACUCCAAGUAUUUGAGAAACAGCAUCUGUGACAACGAGGACGGACAUAAAAGAAGAAACCAAAUGCUGCCUGAGGAAGAUAUUAGUAUAUUUCCUGAGAAAGAGAUUUCAAAAAAGGGUGCAAACACCACAAGAAUCAACAUGCCCCAGGGUCCAUGUGGUGCCGGUGAUUCGAAUGGAAACAGAGAAUGCUGGAUCAAAUCAGAUGCAGACUAUCUGGUGCUAGAACUGUAGAAGACAAACCAAGCAGUAUGCGAUGAAGCACCGAUUGAAUCCUUCCCUGGAAGAAGUGUAUUAUGUAUGAAUUAUUCUAUUGAUAAGCAUGGCAAAAAGAUGUUUGAGUCUUGUAUAAUAGCGAGCUUGUGAUAAUAAUAUCUGUUUGUAUUCAAGCAUAAUCUAUGCAUCAGACAUUAAAACAGAACUUGUAAUAGUACUUCAGGGAUGCUUGAUUCAUAUAAAGUUAAUUUUUUUCAACCGA